UGUACAUCCACAGGGUGAUGUCUGGUUGUGAACCUGUGACGUGCGACUUCAGUGGUCGUGCCGCUCGCCCGACUGGGAAGGUGGGGCGGUGCCUUCCACCGCCAAUCCUGUCGGCGAACGAAGCCCCCUCUUCGCAUCGCCUCAACUUCAUCCCAUCGACGUCGCCCGUCGUGCCCGAUCCGAUCGCAUCUCACAAACUCAAUUGAGGCCUCGUUCGCGCGUCGACGAGCAGACAGCGGCACCAUGGCUCUCGAGACGGUCGCGCUCGAGCACCUCCCUGCUUCGCACGCCGUUCACGUCGCCCUCUUCCGGGACGUCGAAAACGCCGCAGCUUUGCACCAGCAGCUGCUCGCCCGCAACGCAGAUUUUGAGUACGCCUUUAUCGACGCGUCCGUGGUUCUCUCCCGCCGCCAGUUGCUCUCGUCCGUCUUCAAGAGCACGCUCGCAGCUGCCAACGGCGCCUUGAAGACGCCCAAUGUUCACUCUGAAAUCGUCGCCUGCCUGAGCGCAUCCAACAACAUUGCCGACGCCUAUCGUCGCUUCGGUGUGUCGCCCACGACCAAAGACUUGCUCGUCGUCAAGGUCACCUUCCCCACAGAGUCCCGCCCCGAGCCGCCAUCCGCCGAUCAAAUAUGGCAGCAUCUUGAAGACAAUGUCAAAGGGCACGCCGUGUACGCCACGGACGACAACAUUAGCGCUACAACCGACCUGGCCAAGGUUCGCAAGUACUAUAAACUCAACGGGCUCGCCUGGCUCGAUGCUAUCAAAGACGACCGGGAGAGGCGAACAGAGAUGGAGACGCUGGUGCUCACCGGCAUGGCUCUGCGAGGAGUAUGAUGUUGUGGACAAAGCAAAUGAGUCAAAUGAAUGCCUGGGGCAACCCACAACACAACACAAUACUGUGGCGUCAAGGAGUGUGAUAACGUAAGUCGUCUUGCUCAUUAUGCUAUGCUAUCUUGCCCCAGCCGCCAUCUUUCUGCUGUAUUAACUCUAAAGGCAGAAGUGCCAGAAACUCCAAAGGUC
Messenger RNA from Purpureocillium takamizusanense, 1023 nucleotides. RefSeq lists its product as uncharacterized. Bases 244 to 837 code for a protein of 197 amino acids. The transcript has 3 exons. The record is from RefSeq and is a predicted model, not a curated record. Gene Ontology annotation, cellular component: cytosol; nucleus; EKC/KEOPS complex. Gene Ontology annotation, biological process: telomere maintenance via recombination; tRNA threonylcarbamoyladenosine modification. Lineage: Eukaryota; Fungi; Ascomycota; Sordariomycetes; Hypocreales; Ophiocordycipitaceae.